CUUUACCGGUGCUGUGUCGUGCUGAUCUUACAUAACUCCGGCGCUGUAUGUGAGCCGCCACCGUCAGCCGAACUUGUGAUCAGGACUAAUGGAGACGUCAGGAGUUUGUGAGAUUGAUGUGGCGACCAGAAGAAUAGUGGGAGGCAGCGACUCUCCACCCGAACUGGACAGCCCGAGUCAGGAGGAGGUUGCAGAGUUUGGUUUGGGGUUGUGCUGCGCUGAGGAGGAGAGAGGGGAAACUCCAGGCAGAGAGGACAGUCCCAGCGACCUGGUGGAGGCAGAGCUCGACCCCGGAGGAGACCUCAAAACCGGAGAGGACAAGGCUUUUGGGAAGGAGGUUGUUCUCUUGAUGCAGGCCCUGAACUCCCUCGCCACUCCUGAGGAGAAACUAGCUGCUUUGUGCAAGAAAUACGCAGACCUGCUGGAGGAGAGCCGCUGCAUGCAGAAGCGUCUGAAAGCUCUGCAGAAGAAACAGUCUCAGAUCGUGAAGGAGAAGAUCCACCUGCAGGGCGAACACAGCAAGGCCAUCCUGGCCCGCAGCAAGCUGGAGAGCCUCUGCAGGGAGCUGCAGAGACACAACAAGACACUGAAGGAGGAAAAUGCUCAGCGGUCCAGGGAGUACGAGGAGCAGCGGAAGGAGGCCAUGCUGCACUUCCAGAUGACCCUGAGUGAUAUCGAGGUGCAGAUGGAGCAGCACAGCUCCCACAACACCAAGCUGAGGCAGGAGAACAUGGAGCUGGCCGAGAAGCUGAAAAAGCUCAUCGAGCAGUACGAGCUGCGAGAGGAGCACAUAGACAAGGUGUUCAAGCACAAGGAGCUUCAGCAGCAGCUGAUGGACGCGAAGCUGCAGAGAAUCACCGAGAUGAUGAAAGAAGUCGAGGAGAAGCAGCAAAGAGAGAGAGACUUUCUGCUGAAGGACGCCACGGAGUCCAGACACAAGUGUGAGCUGAUGAAGGAGCAGGAAACACAGCUCAAACAACAGCUCUCGCUGUACAUGGACAAGUUCGAGGAGUUUCAGAGCACUCUGGCUAAAAGCAACGAGGUCUUCACCACGUUCAGACAAGAGAUGGAGAAGAUGACCAAGAAGAUCAAGAAGCUGGAGAAGGAAACGACACAGUGGAGGACCAAAUGGGAGAGCAACAACCAGGCCCUGCUGCAGAUGGCCGAGGAGAAAACUCUGCGUGACGGCCACUUCAAGGCCCUGCAGGGGAAGCUGGAGCUGCUGGAGAGGCUGUGCAGAGCCCUGCAGAAGGAGCGGAACGACCUCAACAACCAGCUCAGCCUCCUCCAGGAGCAGGGGGACAAAGGGACCACGGCACCUCCCGAAGCCCAGCCGCGGGAGCCCUCCGCCGGGGAGGAAGAUGAGGACGAGGAGGAGGAAGACGAGGAGAGCUCGGCACGGGGUGACGAGCUGGAGGCGGAGGGCGUCCACCAAGAUCCCAGACCACCCGAACUGGACCCCACAGCGGCUGCUACUGACAAAACCACUACUGCGACGUCGACGACGACCAGCCAGCCUGCAGAGAGCUCAGAGCAGGACUGAACGCGCCCGCUCGGCCGGUGUGUAGGUGAGACGGGUGCGAUCGGAGGGUCCACACACCUCCAGCCUGGUUCCAUAACUAGCCAGAAAAACCACCUGCAAUGGGGAUAGAUUUCUUUUCUUUUUAAAUCCUAGACUUGCCUCUCCAGGUUUCUACACGAAAACUGAACCCAUAUCUUUUUUUGUGCGCUAGUUAAAGACGAAUAAAAUGAUUGUAUCAAGGAUUCUACUCUAAAACGUUGCCCACGUUUGACAUUGGUUGUAAUAAUUGGCUUUGUGGUGAGCACUUGGUACUCCCUGUUUUCUACCAUAACUGUAUUUUCAUAGGAAAUUGAAGCUGUUUUAAGUCAAAUUGACCUUUUAUUCUUCACACGGUCUCUCCCUGUAGUGUCACGUCUCAUUGGAAAUUAAAUUUAGUGGGUUUGUCACAUGCACAUUGUAAUAGGUCACUUUUUAUUAAUGUAGCCUUACAGUCCACAUGUGAGCCGAAAAGCAGGAAACGUAGUGUAGAGUCACAGUCAGGCGUGUUUGACAUCCGUCUUGGCCACAGGGUAUUAACAUUUUUUGGUGACAUCAUAACAAAACUCGUAUUUGUUUAAGUUUUCACUUUUUUGAUUGAAACAAAAAGUGUAGCAGCUAAAUGAAUCUGCACGUCCUCAUGAAAUAGGCGGCGCUGGUUAGACGCUCAGUAACAUCGCAACCACUAGCGGUGAUGGCGUAUUUUCACUUAAGCAAGCUGGAAGGGCUGUCAAUAUAUCUAAAAAAAAAGUAAUGUUUCAUUUCUAAAAAUCAAUUUGAAUAAAAAUGGAGUGCUUGAGCCAAACAUGCCUCCAGUGACAGGCAAUUGUUUUCUCUACGUUACUAAUACAAAACAGAAAAUUAGGAAAUAGAGAUGCAUGAUAAUAUCAGCACAUCAUCGGUAUUGCUUUUUUUUUUUAUUGACAAAGUGAACUUGAACUAAACAUCAACUCUAAGUUGACAUAUUUUUCUUAUUUUGCGCAAUCAGUGAAUAUUACACACAUUAAAAAGCAUUGCAUUUUAUGUCUCCAUCUGCUUGUGGGCCGUCAUGAUACGAGUACGCAUAUAUGAUGUUAAUUAUGUGGGGAAAAAAGUGGAUAUAUCGAUAUUGGUUAUCGGCCAAAUGAGUUAUUAUAUAUUGGCAGAAAAUCCAAUAUCAUGCAUCCCUACUGCAUAAUAUAUUUCAUAGUUGCUGACAGUCUACCUUUGUGGAAUUCAGACUGCACAGGGGGUAUUAAAGGUGGUGGUGAGAAAGUAUAAAUAAGUAAAUAAAUAGCUGUUUUAAGGAUUAAGCCUGAAAAAGUCAUAAUAUUUCAAGCUGCAAUUUCAUUAAUAAAAAAAAUGUAAUAUUUUGAGAACAGAAUGUGUUUUUAUGAAUUAAUUUAGAGGACAUGGUCUUGCAAUAUUAUGACUUAAGAGUGUCUUUUAUUUACAGGAAAAGAUUCGGCAUGAUCUGGACGUAACGUGAAAGAUAAACCCAGUGCAAAGGUCCAUUUAAUCUGAUGUGCAACAUUCAAUCGUGAGUUUACUCAUUCAGUACGGGCCAACAGGCGGGUUUCCGUUACAGAUUUACGCAAAACUUAAUGGAUAUUUUCAAAAUGUUGAUAAACAGAAUUGCGAGAUGACUGCGUUUACAUUGAGUUAUGAGACUUCUCUUCUGGUGAUAACGCUCCAGUAACCAUGGCGACUGAUGUUCAAAACAUUAGCAGCAUUAUUUCUAUUGCAGCCAGCGCACGAGCACCGCACUUCCAAUGGAAGCGUGUUAUGGAGCGAUGAUGGGAAGGCGAGCCUCUUAUGUGUGAACGACCACGUCCGAGGGAUUUCGGGGGGCUGAUAGUCCACGAUUUCACGGUUAAUUGUGGAUUCAAAAACCUCCGUGUGAGCCGUUUAACUUUUAGAGUUUGCGAUCAAUAACAGCUCUUGCUCUUCUCUUUGUUAUAAAUCCUAUAAAGGGAAAAAAAAGUUUUCCAUCGCAGUUUUGAAAAAUCUGCCUUUUUUAAAUAGACUAAAAAGAACCUCAUGUAAGAGUGAGAGCUUUCGUGUUUCCAUUAGGCGUAUUUUAUAUUUACAAUUUCAGUUUGCGCAAUUUGAGUGUUAAUGCAAACCCGCCUGCUGUUAGCCGUCUGUCCCAAAAUGAGGUAAUGAGUCUCUCACUAACACUAUUCAGCUGUGCAGUUGUGGUUCCCCCCCAGUGGUCGAUCUGUGUUGCAUUUUGAACUGAUUCGGAUUAUAAAAACUCACCUGUUACUGCAGAAUCAACCAGGACUGAAAUCUCAACUUGAUAGUUUCACCUCCAAUUUUACCUGUUUCUGUCCCUCAUAGGGAUAAUGUGGGAAAUAGAAACAUUAAUGCAGGUCAAGACAAUAAUUUUCUUGCUGGCUUGUCGCCCACUUGAGAGACUAAAAUGAUGUAAAGAGAUGAAAGCUCAGCAAAUGCCCUCGUGCAAAAUAAGUGUUGAUUUGAAUCAGAUUUUUUAAAUGAACCAUGUGAUUUGAUUUUUCUGUGGUCAGCUGAACAGGGUGCUCAGAGAAGAGCCAUGUCAGGAGUUCGGAAACUCCUUCGUCCACUGGCAAAUUAUUUUCUGUAAAUUAUGUUUGAAUAACAUCUUAGUACAUCAGAGUAAUGAGCCUCCACAUCUUUGACACUUUAUACUGGAAUACUAUUGAAUGUGAUUUUUCUUCUCUAAUGCGUUUAAAUAAAAAGAUUGAUUUUCAUUAGCGAUGCAUAUCAGUAGGAGCAGUUAAAGGAGCAGCUGUUAUUGUACUUAAGGAAACUCAUCAGUAGGCGGGUUUCUAUUACAAAUUUGUGCAAAACUUGAGCGAUAUUUUCGAAAUGUCAAGAAAACACAAUUGCGAUACGAAUGAAUAAAACCUCACGCAAGCAUUAAAACUUUUUUGAUAUAAAUGGGAGUUUUUCUGAAAGUUAACAUGAUUCUUUUUGGCAUAUUCAUAUUCACAAUUUCAAUUUGUGCAAUUUAAUGGUUAAUGGAAACCCGCCUAGUGUGUGUAGACGCCUGAAAUCGAUUGUCGGCAGGGUCAAAUCAAGUUGCGGAGCUUGAGUCACAUUGUGGGAUUUUUGUACUAGUGAAACUAGUAAGAAUAUCAGCUCCUUAAAUCAACAGACACACUUGAAUCCUGCAUAUUGUACUUUUAGUCACCAGGUUUCUUUUUGGGCGUCUUUGUCAAAACGAAUACUUCACCACCCAAAUACUAUCUGUAUAUCAGUUACUUCCAUGUUUCAUUGAAUUAAUAAGGAAAACUUUCUUAGUUGCCUUCGAGAUGGACAAAGAAUCCACAGAAAACUCUUGAUGAAUUGACAAAAUCAGUAUUUCUGUCCUGCUGAACGUGAGAGACGCUGGCGCUGCUUUCAGAGGCCUUUUAAACCUUCGACCCAAAGCAAAUAAUUGGUGCAAUUUUCUUUUAAAGAAACAUCGGUAAAAAAAAGGAAAGAUGCAAUUUGGUAAGACACAUUCCAAAAAUUACAAGAAAUUAGUAGAUUUAGAAAGAAACUAUAACGAUCAUAAUUACUUAUUUAAAAUAAUGUAACAG
Plectropomus leopardus (leopard coralgrouper) is the source of this 5106-nucleotide messenger RNA. RefSeq names its product taxilin gamma (gene txlng). Gene Ontology annotation, biological process: regulation of cell cycle. The record is from RefSeq and is a predicted model, not a curated record. Gene Ontology annotation, molecular function: syntaxin binding. NCBI's taxonomy places the organism in Eukaryota, Metazoa, Chordata, Actinopteri, Perciformes, Serranidae.